AUGUCCGACUCGGAAGAUAGUUCCAUUGACAUAAAUGAAUACUCGAUCCGUGAUUACUACAAAUUGCUUCGCCCUCUAUGGGCUGCAAAAAAUAUCAAUGCCAGUUAUUUAAAUAACCAUAAGUUACUCCGCACUUUAGUCGAUUUCUCGUUAACACAUUCAUUAUACCUCAAGAAUCUUCAAAAGAGAGAAUUAGAACUUGGUGAUAUAAUUCCCACAAAAAUUAAUUAUGUCGACGCUCUAGUAAUCAAGACUCCCAACAAUAACAGUUUAAAUAACACAGAACACGCUUAUCAAUACUAUGGAUGUUUCAGAAAUAAAUUCGUGGAAUUUUGUCCUCACUUGGCCAUAGCAGUCUACUUGUUCAGUAGAUUCCAUAUUCCAGAUGAGUACGGAUCACUUGAAUUCAUGGUCUCGGACUACAAGAACAAACUCUCCCUAGAAGAUGUCAAGCUAUUGAAAGGAAACAAUAAGCUAUCCGCCAUAUCUUAUAGUCAACAACAUAAAUCGUCCAUCAAUGCCCUAAGCCUAAGUGGUUUAAACUAUAAGGAUAUCAACCUUAAUAAACUUUUAGUCACUCAAACUUUAGACAUUCAAGAAAAGUUAGUUCUGUUGGACAUUGACCAUCUUCCUCAUCUGGUCAUGUUGAGCUUGGCCGGUUUCGAAUCUUUCACUGACUACAAUAUAGCAAGAAAUUCAGUAGAACCUCCACAGGAAUUGCUUGAACAAAUCUUCCCUUUCAUCAAUAAGCCAAAUCCAGAAGAGUCUUUGGCCAUGACUAGAAUCAGACAGUUAUUGAUGAUGCUUAGAAGGACCUUGUGUCAAGAUAUGGUUAUAAUCAAGAAGAAAUAUCCAUCUAAUCCAGUUUCCAGAAAUCCAAUUUUCAGCUCGGAAUUAUUUACCAACUUCUGCAAUGAAGAAUAUGAUCAAAAUAGCAGCGAUAACAAGGUAGACCUUCAAAAAAUUAUCGAAAUUCAAAAUAGUAAAAUUAAGAACUUGGAAGAGCAACUAGGCAAUUAUUACUCUGAACAGAGGGUUAUAUUUUCCAAUCUCAGUGAUUUCAUCGAGCGUCAAAAUGAAGUAUUUCAGCGCCAGAGUGAAUACAUGCAAAAGAUCCAAAAUUCUACAAAUGGUCUUCUUGUUCUCUUAUCUACGAGGAACAAGAAUAUGAUCCCUCUAGUUCAACAAAGUCUAUCAGAAACUAGUGAAUUUAUUUCGUCCAUCAACAACACAAAUAUUAAACAAGGAUUGAAUAACAGCAUUGAAUUACUUGCAAAAUUGAAUAGCAACACACACAGCCAACAGCAACACAUAGUUUCCAUCACAAACAACACACAAUCGAUAAUCAACCAAAGUAUAGUACAACCACCCAGCGAGCGGCCAAGCAGCACUCCUUUCCAGCCACCACCAUUAACUCCAAAACAAAUAGAACGUCAAACAGUUUUGAGGAGGCGUUUGUCCAGACAGGCUACUACCUUAUUUGAAAUGUGGGACGAUUUUAAGGGUUUGGAACAAGAGUUGAAAGACCAUGAAAUUACCGUGACAGAAUGGUUAAAGGUUCAUGGAAGUUCUGAAAGACAAUUUAGACACACUCGGUUAAAGAUUAUCAAGUUUAUUGAGGAUGAGGCAGCAAGAAGGAAUUGCCCAGUUGAAUUUGUCAAGGAAAAACUCCAUACAAAGAUGAGAAAUAGAGUGAGACCUUGGACUUUAGACGAAGUACAGAGAAUGCUUACUUCAGGUAAGAGAAUUGAUUUGGACGACUAG
Messenger RNA from Scheffersomyces stipitis CBS 6054, 1764 nucleotides. RefSeq lists its product as uncharacterized. Gene Ontology annotation, molecular function: DNA binding. The transcript has 2 exons. Lineage: Eukaryota; Fungi; Ascomycota; Pichiomycetes; Serinales; Debaryomycetaceae. The record is from RefSeq and is a predicted model, not a curated record. Bases 1 to 1764 code for a protein of 587 amino acids.